AGAGAGAGAGGGAGCAGGAAGGGUAGGAAGGGCAGAGGGUAAAGGGGGGAUCGGGAACGGGGUUUUUUGGAUUUGCCCCCACCUGCCACCUCUCUACCAUGGACUGUCUCUGCAUCGUUACCACAAAGAAGUACAGGUAUCAGGAUGAGGAGACUCCGCCCCUGGAGCACAGCCCCGCCCACCUGGCCCACAGUAAAAGCGCCGAGAUGCUUCACAUGAGCGACAAGAACCUGUCAGGGAUGGACAGCAUGCACGGCUACGCCCCCCACACACACAUCUCUCCAGCCAAGCCGGUGUUGCUUUCGGCGGGUCACACCCCCCUCUACACCUCCGCCGUCUCCACCCUGGCGAACUCUCCUCCAGUGGUAGUAAAUACAGAUACACUGGAUGGUUCACCGUAUGUGAACGGGACGGAGGGUGAGAUCGAGUAUGAAGAGAUCACGUUGGAGCGAGGGAACUCAGGUUUGGGGUUCAGUAUAGCCGGCGGUACAGACAAUCCUCACGUUGGAGACGAUCCGAGUAUCUUCAUCACCAAGAUCAUCCCGGGCGGAGCAGCAGCUCAGGACGGGAGACUGAGGGUGAACGACAGCAUCCUGUUCGUGAACGACGCCGACGUGAGAGAGGUCAGCCACAGUCAGGCGGUGGAGGCUCUGAAGGAGGCCGGAGCUAUCGUCCGCCUGUACGUCCUGCGCCGGAAACCCAUAACCGAGAAGGUCACCGAGAUGAAACUCAUCAAAGGACCCAAAGGUUUGGGGUUCAGUAUAGCGGGCGGAGUCGGUAAUCAGCACAUUCCGGGUGAUAACAGCAUCUACGUCACCAAAAUUAUAGAAGGAGGGGCGGCGCAUAAAGACGGACGACUGCAGAUCGGAGACAAAAUACUGGCGGUGAAUAACGUGUGUUUAGAGGACGUGAUGCAUGAGGACGCCGUCGGGGCGCUGAAGAACACGGCGGACAUCGUUUACCUCAGAGUGGCCAAACCCAACAACCUUUACCUUACACACACCAACAGCUACAACCCUCCCGACCUCACCAGCACGUACUCCUCGCAUAUGGACACAGAUCUGGGCCACCCCAACUACCUGGGCUCCGAUUACCCACAAGCCCUCACGCCCACCUCGCCCAGCCGCUUCUCCCCGGUGCUGCACAGCCUGCUGGGAGACGAUGACGUGCCCAGAGAUCCGAGGAGGGUUCUGAUCCACAGAGGAUCCACAGGUUUAGGCUUUAAUAUAGUGGGAGGUGAGGAUGGUGAGGGAAUCUUCAUCUCCUUCAUCCUGGCUGGAGGUCCUGCAGAUCUGAGCGGUGAACUGCGCAAAGGAGACCAGAUACUGAGCGUAAACGGGGUGGAUUUGAGAGCUGCUACACAUGAACAAGCUGCAGCAGCAUUAAAGAACGCAGGACAAACCGUAACCAUCAUCGCCCAGUACAGACCCGAGGAGUACAGUCGGUUCGAGGCUAAGAUUCAUGAUCUGAGGGAGCAGCUGAUGAACAGCAGUCUGGGAUCCGGAACCACCACGCUGAGGAGUAACCCCAAACGAGGGUUCUACAUCAGAGCUCUGUACGAUUACGAUAAGACGGCCGACGGCGGCUUCCUCACCCAGGCGGUGAGCUUUAGGUUCGGUGACAUCCUUCAUGUCCUGGACUGCAGCGAUGAGGAAUGGUGGCAGGCGCGGAGGGUCAGUCCACAGGGAGACAACGAGGACAUCGGUUUUAUUCCCAGCAAGAGAAGGGUGGAGAGGAAAGAGUGGUCACGCUUAAAGUCUCAAGAUCGGGAUCGAAGUCGAGACAGUUUGGGAUCACAAGGAAGAGAAGAGUCGGCGAACAGUUACGAGACUGUAACACAAGUAGAAGUCCACUACGCGAGACCCAUCAUUAUUCUCGGGCCGGUGAAGGACCGGGUGAACGAUGAUCUGCUCUCAGAGUUUCCAGACAAGUUUGGUUCCUGUGUUCCUCAUACGACGCGGCCGAAGCGUGAGUACGAGGUGGACGGGCGUGAUUAUCACUUCGUGUCCUCGCGGGAGCAGAUGGAGAAGGACAUCCAGAGCCACCGCUUCAUCGAGGCGGGGCAGUACAACAGCCAUCUAUACGGGACCAGCGUACAGAGCGUACGGGAGGUGGCUGAACAGCAGGGUAAACACUGCAUCCUGGACGUCUCGGCGAACGCUAUACGCAGACUUCAGGCCGCGCAGCUUCAUCCCAUCGCCGUCUUCGUCCGGCCCAAAUCCCUGGAGAACGUCCUGGAGAUUAACACUCGACUGACAGAGGAACAGGCGCGGAAAGGGUUCGACCGGGCCGUUAAACUGGAGCAGGACUUCCUGGAGUGUUUCUCAGCGGUGGUGGAGGGGGACAGUUUUGAGGAGGUCUACCACAAGGUGAAGACGGUGAUCGAGGAGCAGUCGGGUCCCUUCAUCUGGAUUCCCACCAGGGAGCGCCUGUGAGGAGGUGAAGAGAGGCGAGAGCGAGACGGGCGGAGUCGGGAUGGUGUGGAAAAGCACAGAUUGAAGUCCACACGUCCCUCAGAUCUCCUCCUCCGUCCUCGUCCUCCUCUGGUUGGUGUGUCUUCACCUCCUGGUCUCCUCUCUCUCUCUCUCUGCUGCUCUUUUUAAUAAUGAACUGAAUUAUAACCCAGAAACGGGCGACACUAAACACUCGGUCUGUUCGUCCGGCUGUUUUUUACUCCGCCGGACCUCCUUCCUUCUUCAGAACUGAGAAUCAGAAGUGAAGAAGAUCAAAGCGGAGGACGGGCGUGGCCGGCGACGAGACUUUUAUUUAAUAACGAACUGUACUAUGGUAAAUCUGCGCUAUUAGAUGUACUGUGAAGUUCUCGAGGACCGGCGUCAUUAUAAACCACAGAACUGCUGAUAGAGGACAAGCAAGAUUCUGCAUGCGUCCAUAAA
This is a messenger RNA of Trichomycterus rosablanca, 2894 nucleotides long. RefSeq names its product disks large homolog 4-like. The coding region runs from base 99 to 2435 and encodes 778 amino acids. The transcript has 22 exons. NCBI's taxonomy places the organism in Eukaryota, Metazoa, Chordata, Actinopteri, Siluriformes, Trichomycteridae. Gene Ontology annotation, cellular component: postsynaptic density membrane; neuron projection; neuromuscular junction. The record is from RefSeq and is a predicted model, not a curated record. Gene Ontology annotation, biological process: embryo development; establishment or maintenance of epithelial cell apical/basal polarity; chemical synaptic transmission. Gene Ontology annotation, molecular function: kinase binding.